AGCUGAUACAGGCGAUCGAAAACUCAGGACUACCGCCGACCGCCGUCCGCGGCACUUUCAUAGAGUUUCUGAGUCGAGUGGGACGCUCCCGUAUGCGUACGUUCCUCACUUGCAUCUCUCACAACGCGAUACAUGUAAAUAAUGCACGGAAACACCAAUGCGAGAACUAUGUCGUCGAUAUGUGUUCUAGUGAAGUGCCUCUAAUUAAAGGAUAUGUAAAUUAACUAUGAUUUAUUGAUAUAGUUGUUUAUUGUUAGUGAAUAGUGAUGUAUUGUUUUUUGAUGUGAACCGCAGUAAAUAUGAAUAUUAGGAGGAAAAGUCACUCGGAAACUUCGGAAAAGCCAAAUAAAAAAAGACGGGUUUUGCGGCAAAAGCCAGCGAAAUUGGCACGUUUUGCCCGCGAAGGAGCCAGACCUAAGCAGACUUCGGAAAACUCUACAAUAAACUUCAUCCAUGGAGGGUGCGAAAUUUCGUCGUGCCGUGACGAAACGGCGUGCGUCCAGUAUAACGAUGAGUUACAUUAUUGUGCUUGCACAUCAAAUGGGGAACCAGCUAAGGAAGGCAACUCAUGCCCCAGAAGCACGGGAUCGCUGUCAUAUUUGAAGAAGGGUUUGGGGGUCGGGCGUCAGUACUCAACCCAUACCUAUGCGAAACAAAGCAGCACUGGGCGGCUACUUGAAGGUGGUUUUCCGUUAAACUUCAUCCAUGGAGGGUGCGAGACAUCAUCGUGCGGUGCAGAAGCGGCGUGCGUCCAGUACAACGACGAGUUACAUUACUGUGUAUGUACCUCAAAUGGGGAACCAGCCAAAGAAGGUGUUUCUUGCCCCAGAAGUACAGUACCUCUUACUCAACGCCAGGCCAUCCACAACGUGAUCCCUCCUCGACCAUCAAAUGCCAGCGAGACCAGAGCGUCGUACGCAGCAUCCCCGCCUCCCCAGGGAGUGAAUUCUCAAUCAAGUGGUGAAAUACUGACGGACGCCACCGGCACCGACUCCUCAUUUAUCGGUGCAGGGUUGUACGCUAGCACCAGCGCUCCCUUCAUCAUCAGCACCGUCGCAGGAUGCGCCUUCCUCUUAAUCCUCAUCUUCGUCAUGGUCUUCUAUUUGAGGAGGCGAAUCUGUGAAGUCGAUAGAAAAGUGAAACAGCGUGUACGGCCCGGCGAGCCACUGCUUGCUGACCGGUAUAUAACGAACCCGCAGUACGGCGUGUGCGGAGCGGCGACGGCACCGCUGAGCGCCCCGGGUUCACCAGCACCGCAUCACACAGCUGCUGAUGACAAGGAGCCGGAAGUCACUCUGCUCGAGAGGAGUGCGCUCACCUUCUUAGAAGAAGCUGGGGAGGGCUGCUUCGGGAAAGUACAUAAAGGUGUUCUUCGUGUCAAUAAUGGCGAGCAGGUAGUUGCCAUCAAAGUGCUGAAGGACAGUGCCGGUCGUAACGCUAAAGAAGACUUUAUCCGGGAGGUGUCAAUCAUGUCUGCUUUCCGCCAUUCAAAUAUAUUAAGUCUAAUUGGAGUUGUUUACAGAGAUGACAUCAACGCUAGUCCCUGGAUGGUUUUCGAAUAUAUGGAAUGGGGCGAUUUAGCUGGGGUCCUACGUGGGUCCCGAGGCGUAGGAAGAGUAGGACCAAACAUAGACGAUACAGAUUUAUUAAGAAUUGCACUACAAGUAGCCCAUGGUAUGCAAUAUCUUGCCUCCCGAAGAUUUGUCCACAGAGACUUAGCUGCACGGAACUGCUUAGUUGGGGCGAACCUCUCAGUUAAAAUUGCAGAUUUCGGCAUGUCCCGAGAUGUUUACACGUGUGAUUAUUACAAAAUGGGCGGUGAAAGACCAAUGCCAGUGCGUUGGAUGUCUCCAGAAAGUAUUGUUUAUGCUCGAUUCACCCAUGAAUCGGAUGUGUGGUCGUAUGGAGUUGUUUUAUGGGAAAUUUACAGUCGUGGGAAACAACCAUACUAUGGAUGCAAUAACGAAGAUGCUACCAAAAGAAUUAUUAAUGGAAUACUGUUAGUACCACCCGAAGACUGUCCACAAUUUGCCUGUAGAUUGAUGAGAGAAUGCUGGGCCACUGAUCCCAGGCAUAGAAUUGGCUUCGAUGAGAUAUGUAAGAAGCUAGAGAUAGCCGCAGCCUCAGGGGGAACCAAUACGCAGAUAAGAUUGCCAAGACCACCGCCCACUCCCCAAGAUUCCACAGGAUAUUUAAUUCCCACCAUAACGACGGGCAAUGAUUAUUUAAAGCCCCUUCCAGAUCUCGAUCCCGAUUCUGAAUCAAGUGAGGACGAGGAUAUCGAUGACUAUACCUGACGACCCGCCCCCGUACCAGCAUCACAGUACAUGCUACGGUCUUCCCCAAUGGCAGCCCCGAAUUCAAGUGCAUUCACAUAUAUUUUGUCCCGAAUUAAUGAUGAACAACUAUGAGUUGAAAUUUAGCCGAUAUAUUGUGGAAAUAAAUACUCAAUAAUAUUAUAUUAGGUACUAUGUGUGUUUUUGUACAUAUUGUUUUAUAUCAAUUCAAUCGUAUAGUUAUAAGUAUAUAUGUGUACUGCAGCUGUUAUAAAGGUACAAAUUUAUACCUAGUUAUUUAAUUUAGGUAACGUGCCAUAGCUUAACCAAAAAUGUAUAUAAAUAGAUCUAAGGAUAUUAAUGUAAAUUAUAGCAAAUCGACUUAUUAAUCGUAACACUAAUGUAACGUAACGUUUUUGUAUAUAAGUUUAUUUAUGCUUCUUUUCAAAAAAUUUAUUUUCGGCGCUUUAAUGGAUACAUCUAUCCGGAAACGCUCCUGUGAUUACUCUGGUGUUACAAGAGAGUAUGGGCUGCGGUGAUCACCUACCAUAAUGCUCUGUGCUCGUUUGCCCUCCUCUUCCAUAUAAAAAAGUGAAAUCAUCAUAAGCGGCCCUAGCACUAAUUUGUGGUUGAAAGUUUCAUUCGAAUAAAGUCUGCUCGAGUCGAAGGAGCGUGCUCAGGCAGAGUAAAAAUUACAAAAUUAUUUUAAACAACUAUAAAUUUAUAUUUUUGUAAAUGUUAUUACUUAAUUAUAUGAUAAUAGAACAAAAAAUGUCGUAUUUCGUAUUAGCCUUACCUUUAAAAGUUUCCACUUCUACUGUGUGGUCGUUAGACCCCAUCCUGGUGAUCGUGUUAAGGGUACGUCAAACUAAUAAAAAAUAUUGUAUUUUCAGCGGUUCUUGAUACAUAUUUUACAAAUAAUCAAGCAAAUUGAGGGAGUAUUGCGGUUUAAAAAAUUUAUCUAUUUCACAUAAUUUUUGUGGUUACCCUAGGAUAGGAUGAAGUAUAUACCAGGAUAUGACCUGCAAAUAAUAAUACCGUGCAUGAACGACAUCACAAUAUACAUUAAGUGUUAAGAAACAAAGGAUGAGAACAAUAUUUUGUGGCUUUUUAAAGGUUUCUGCUUUUUUUGUUGUUCGCAAGUAAAGAUUGUCUUACGCGUCGGUUGUCAUCUUAAUUUAUGUAUAAAUUCUCCGGGACUCACAGUAAAAUAGAAAUUAACUCAAAAGGUAAUACAGUGGCUAUAUACAAAAUAACUAAUCAUAAGAAAAAUUGUGAUAUGUUAUAAGUUGGCCUGUGAAAGACAGAAGAAAAUAUAACUUAUACCUAAUACGUCAGUAGAAUUUUUUGUUGAUAUAUUCCUUGCUUUGUAAUAAGAUCAAUAUAAAAAAAUGAGCAGAAUAUUAACACGUGAUAAAGAUUUCGAUAAGUUUAGAAAUUUUUUGACAUAAUCAGUGUAGCUUUAACCGAAUCAGUAGUAAGUUCAAAUUAACAUUCUCAGAACAAAGGCUAAGUUUGUCCAUCAUAUUCUACUGCUUUUUAAUUUGUCCGAAUUAUACAAGUCCCUUUCGAGUGUACGAAUCCAGAAAUCCCGUUAUUAGAUACUUCAUCCUAGGUGGCUAUAUAUAGGUACGUUAUACCACGGAGUAGGGAUGGAUACUUAGGUAUUAAUUUAUACUGAAAGUGCAACUUCUUGUAAUAUUAUUCUACAAUAAAUAAUUCUUAUCAA
Messenger RNA from Leptidea sinapis, 4005 nucleotides. RefSeq names its product tyrosine-protein kinase transmembrane receptor Ror-like. Gene Ontology annotation, molecular function: neurotrophin binding; transmembrane receptor protein tyrosine kinase activity; ATP binding. The transcript is spliced from 10 exons. The coding region runs from base 300 to 2297 and encodes 665 amino acids. The record is from RefSeq and is a predicted model, not a curated record. NCBI's taxonomy places the organism in Eukaryota, Metazoa, Arthropoda, Insecta, Lepidoptera, Pieridae. Gene Ontology annotation, cellular component: signaling receptor complex; axon. Gene Ontology annotation, biological process: protein phosphorylation; multicellular organism development; cell surface receptor protein tyrosine kinase signaling pathway.